This is a messenger RNA of Rhea pennata, 1083 nucleotides long. It is a transcript of the gene FKBP6, whose product is annotated as FKBP prolyl isomerase family member 6 (inactive). Gene Ontology annotation, molecular function: peptidyl-prolyl cis-trans isomerase activity; Hsp90 protein binding. Bases 1 to 1083 code for a protein of 360 amino acids. Gene Ontology annotation, cellular component: cytoplasm. Lineage: Eukaryota; Metazoa; Chordata; Aves; Rheiformes; Rheidae. The record is from RefSeq and is a predicted model, not a curated record. Gene Ontology annotation, biological process: spermatogenesis; piRNA processing. The transcript is spliced from 7 exons.
AUGGCGGCGGCGGCGGGCGCGCGGCGGGCGGCCCCUGGCCCGCGGGCAGCCGUUUCCGCAGAGCUGGGCGGGAGUGCGGCCCCGGCGAGCGGCAGCCGCGUGGCGGUGCCUGAGGGGAGGCGGCCCCCGGCGGGGCAGGCCCCGGGCCCUGCCGCCGCCGCGUCCCCCUUCCAGCGGCUGGUGCACGCCCGGCGCCUCCAGGACCUCAGCGGCGAUGGCGGGGUGCUCAAGGAGGUGCUGCGCCCUGGCGCUGGGGAGCCGGUGCCGCCAGAUGCCUCUGUAGCAGUGAAGUACUCUGGGUACCUGGAAUAUGCCGAUGAGCCCUUCUGCACGAACUGCUACAGGAAGCUUCCUCGGCUGAUGAAACUUGGAAAAGACAUUACACUAGGGGGACUGGAAAUUGGCCUGCUCACCAUGAGGAAGGGAGAACUGGCAAGAUUUGUCUUCACACCAGAUUAUGCCUAUGGGAAACUAGGCUGUCCUCCUCUGAUUCCCCUGAAUGCCACGGUCUUGUUCGAAGUGGAAUUGUUGGACUUUCUAGACUCAGCUGAAUCUGACAGAUUCUUUGCUUUGACUGCUGAGCAGCAGGGUAUGUUUCCGCUACAAAAGGUAUUGAAAGUGGCAGACACGGAGAGAGAGUUUGGCAAUUACCUCUACCGUCAGCAGCACUUCGUGGAUGCCAAAGACAGAUACAAAAGGGCAUACUCCAUCCUAGGCCGUAGUCCUUCCGAUAAGGCAGAGCAAUGUCAGAUUGAUGCUUCUAAGUUGCUGGUGGUCCUCAAUCUCUCACUCACUUACCUGAAACUGGAGCGUCCUGCCCGAGCUUUGACAUACGGGGAAAAGGCUUUGGAGAUUGACCAAAGAAAUGUCAAAGCGCUGUUCAGGUGUGGCCAGGCUUGUCUCUGCAUGACAGAAUAUGAAAAAGCCCGAGAUUUCCUGGUCAGAGCUCAGCAUAUUCAGCCCUUUAACCACGAUAUUAACAAUGAGCUGAAAAAGUUGGCAAGCUCUUACAAGGACUAUGUGGAUAAGGAGAAAGAAAUGUGCUGCCGAAUGUUUGCCCCUCUCAACUCUUCUCCUGUAUGA